AUGACGGUUUCUGAUCGGCGUAUACAUUUUGUGAUGGAGCCUCACCCCGAACAAAUUACUUAUAGGUACAGAUUAGAAGUUUCUCAAGAACCUGUACGUGCAAGGAUGUGUGGUUUUGGGGACAAAGAUCGUCGCCCAAUAGAUCCACCACCUGUGGUUAGGCUUAUUGUGACCUCCACAGACGGAACACCUGUAUCUGAGAGUUCUAUCGACCAUUCCAUGAUGAUCGUUCAUGCCGGUCUAUGGUCCGAAGAUUGCGCAGAAGAACGUAGUUUAGUAAUCAAUCCUUCAACUAUACCUACACAAUCUGCUGGGCCUAGUUCAACCGUCAUGUCUUUGAACACGCCUUCGAGUACACGAAACCUUAUGGGUCAUUGCACUUCGUCAGCAUAUGUGCUUAAUAAUCAUUCUGGUCAACAAGGAAUUUAUUUUAUAUUUCAGGACCUCUCUGUUAGAACUGAAGGCACUUUUACCCUAAAAUUCUCAUUUUGUAACGUUAAAGAAUUAAUGGUUCAUAGAUCUCCCAAUGGAUUCACAAGUACUCGUGGAAAUGUUGCAGCUGAAGUGUACAGCGCACCUUUUAAAGUUUAUUCUGCAAAGAAAUUCCCGGGUAUGACAGAAUCUACCGCGCUUUCUAAAGCUUUCGCCAAGCAAGGAAUUAAAAUUCCAAUUCGUAAAGAAACACGUUAUAGAAAAAACCCUAAUGAUGAUUCACAUCAACCCAGUGAAGAAGUUCCUGAAACCACCUCUUCCUUAGAAACACCUGAGACCGCCAGUAAUAAUCCCAAAACCAUCGAAUCUUCCAAUGAUAACAAUGACCCUAAAACCGCCGAAUCCUCCAAUGAUAACAAUGAUAACGAAGAACCACAUGAUCGUUCGGAUCUAUCGGACGACGUUAUCGACGCGUUCUCUAGCACAUCAUCACAGGAAGAAGAAAAUGAAGACAUGCCUGCUUCAAAGCGGUUACGUAAAACAGAAUAA
Messenger RNA from Dentiscutata erythropus, 981 nucleotides. NCBI's taxonomy places the organism in Eukaryota, Fungi, Glomeromycota, Glomeromycetes, Diversisporales, Gigasporaceae. The record is from the annotation of a GenBank genome assembly.